Naegleria lovaniensis is the source of this 1089-nucleotide messenger RNA. RefSeq lists its product as uncharacterized. Gene Ontology annotation, molecular function: sterol 24-C-methyltransferase activity. Gene Ontology annotation, biological process: sterol biosynthetic process. The record is from RefSeq and is a predicted model, not a curated record. The transcript has a single exon. The coding region runs from base 1 to 1089 and encodes 362 amino acids. Gene Ontology annotation, cellular component: endoplasmic reticulum. Lineage: Eukaryota; Heterolobosea; Eutetramitea; Acrasida; Naegleriidae.
AUGAUAUUACUUCUUGCUACUACGGCCAUCAUUGGAGGUUUUGUAUUGUACCUCUUUAAAUUCCGUGAACAAAUCGGAAGAAGCCACCUUACUGAUACUGAUAAGACUGGUUCCUAUCAUGAACUCUUCUCGACCGAUAACGACCAAACACAUCAAAAGAGAAAACAAGCUGGUUGGGAUGUUGCUGGCAAGUACUAUGAUAUGGUUACUGAUUUCUACUUGUACGGAUGGGGUCGUUCCUUCCACUUUGCUCCUCGCCAUUCCAGAGAGACUCUUAUUGAAUCCAUUCAAAGACACGAAUACUGGCUUGCCAAUCAAUUGGGUCUCAAGCCUGGUAUGAAAUGUUUGGAUAUGGGUUGUGGUGUGAUGGGUCCUGCCGUGAAUAUUUCUCGAUUCUCCGGAGCUCAUGUAACUGGGGUUAAUAAUCAUCCAUAUCAAUCCAAACGUGCUGCUGAAUAUAUUGUUCAAAUGGGUAUGGAGGAUCAAUGUAAGAUUGUUCGUGGUGAUUUCAAUAAUUUGGAUGAUAAUAAGGAUUUGCCAGCUGAAUCCUAUGAUGCUGCCUAUGCUAUUGAAGCUACUUGUCAUGCCAAGGAUCGUGCUCAUUGUUAUAGACAAAUCUUUAACAAGUUGAAGCCUGGUGCAGUUUUCGGAGGUUAUGAAUGGGUCAUGCUCACUGGAAAGUACGAUUCAAAGAAUGAAGAACACAACAAGAUUAAGUUUGAUAUCAUGAAGGGAGAUGGUUUGCCAGAACUCUUGAUGGAUAAGGAUAUCGAUCAAGCUUUGAGAGAUGCCGGAUUUGAAGUCAUCAAGACUCAAGAUGUUGCCAUCACUGAUAAGGUCAAUCCAAUUCCAUGGUAUCAACCAUUGGAUAAUGGUGGUUGGGAAUUUACCAAUUGGUUCCAAACAUCGUAUGGACGAUGGGUGGUUCACAAGCUUGUCGGACUUUUGGAAAAGGCUGGUUUGGUACCAAAGACAUCACAACAAGCUUACGAAUUCUUGAUGGCUGGUGCUGAUGGUUUGGUUGGAGGUGGUAAGACUGGAAUCUUCACACCAAGUUAUUUCUUCAUGGCUAGAAAGCCACUCAAUUAA